AUGUCUGAGGAGAGCACGGAGAAGCAAGAGGCGGUGAAGGAAGAAGAGAUGGCGGGGGAAGAAGGCGGGAAGGAGCCGGAGUUGGCCCGUGAAGAAGCCGGUGUGAAGGAGGAAGUGGCUGAGGAAGGAGAGUCUGAAAAUGAUUUCACUUUUAAACUAACGGAAAGUAAUGAUGGAGAUCCUGCUUAUGAGGAGAAAAGGAAAACAGACCGGUCCAACAGAUUUGAGUAUCUUCUGAAACAGACAGAGUUGUUUGCACACUUUAUACAGCCAGCUGCACAGAAAACCCCAACCUCACCACUAAAAAUGAAGCCUGGGCGCCCUCGGUUAAAGAAUGACGAGAAGCAAAAUUUAAUAUCUGCUGGAGAUAAUCGACAUCGGAGAACUGAGCAGGAAGAAGAUGAAGAGCUGUUAACGGAAAGUUCAAAGACCACAAAUAUUUGUACUAGAUUUGAGCAGUCACCGUCUUAUGUAAAAGGUGGCACAUUAAGAGACUAUCAAGUCAGAGGCUUGAACUGGUUGAUUUCUUUAUAUGAAAAUGGAAUAAAUGGCAUCCUGGCUGAUGAAAUGGGUCUAGGUAAGACUUUACAGACCAUUACUCUUCUUGGAUAUAUGAAGCAUUACAGAAGCAUUCCUGGGCCUCACAUGGUGUUAGUUCCGAAGUCUACCUUGCACAAUUGGAUGUGUGAAUUCAAAAGAUGGGUGCCAUCUUUGCGUGCAGUUUGUCUUAUAGGUGACAAGGAUCAACGAGCAGCCUUUGUUAGAGAUGUUCUUUUGCCAGGUGAAUGGGAUGUUUGUGUGACAUCUUAUGAAAUGCUCAUUAAGGAGAAGUCUGUUUUCAAGAAGUUCAAUUGGCGAUACUUGGUUAUUGAUGAAGCCCACAGGAUUAAGAAUGAAAAAUCAAAGUUGUCUGAAAUUGUGAGGGAGUUCAAGACGACUAACCGCCUCCUCCUAACAGGAACCCCUCUUCAGAAUAAUUUGCAUGAACUUUGGGCUCUUCUAAAUUUUCUUUUGCCUGAUGUUUUUAACUCUUCAGAGGAUUUUGACUCCUGGUUUGAUACCAAUAACUGUCUUGGAGAUCAGAAACUAGUGGAACGUCUUCAUCUGGUGUUGAGGCCAUUCCUCCUCCGUCGUAUUAAGGCUGAUGUGGAGAAAAAGCCUUCCCCCCAAGAAAGAAAUUAAAAUCUAUAUUGGUCUUAGUAAGAUGCAAAGAGAAUGGUAUACCAGAAUCCUGAUGAAGGAUAUUGACAUUUUGAAUUCUUCAGGGAAGACUGAUAAAAUGCGACUUUUAAACAUCCUAAUGCAGCUGCGAAAAUGUUGUAAUCAUCCUUAUCUCUUUGAUGGUGCUGAGCCAGGCCCACCAUACACUACAGAUAUGCACUUAGUUACUAAUAGUGGCAAAAUGGGUAGUCCUGGACAAAUUGCUUCCAAAACUGAAAGAACAAGGAUCACGUGUACUGAUAUUUAGCCAGAUGACAAGAGUUUUGGACAUCUUGGAAGAUUAUUGCAUGUGGCGAAACUAUGAAUAUUGCCGACUGGAUGGGCAAACACCACACGAUGAAAGACAGGAAUCGAUUGUUACAUACAAUGCUCCCGGCAGCUCAAAAUUUAUUUUUAUGUUGAGCACACGUGCAGGUGGUCUUGGCAUUAACCUUGCUACUGCUGAUGUUGUCAUUAUAUAUGAUUCAGAUUGGAACCCUCAAGUUGAUCUUCAAGCCAUGGAUAGGGCACACAGAAUUGGACAAACAAAAACUGUCAGAGUCUUCAGAUAUAUCACAGAUAAUACAGUUGAAGAACGUAUUGUGGAGAGAGCAGAAAUGAAGCUACGCUUGGAUUCCAUCGUCAUUCAGCAAGGCAGAUUAGUGGACCAAAAUUUAAAUAAAAUUGGAAAGGAUGAAAUGCUUCAGAUGAUUCGACAUGGUGCCACGCAUGUGUUUGCAUCAAAGGAUAGUGAAAUCACUGAGGAAGAUAUUAACGCUAUCUUGGAAAGAGGUGAAAAGAAGACUGCAGAACUAAAAGAAAAGCUCUCAAAUAUGGGUGAGAGUUCAUUGAGAAACUUCACUAUGGAUACAGAGUCCAGUGUAUACAACUUUGAAGGUGAAGAUUACAGAGAGAAGCAAAAGAUGGCAUUUACAGAGUGGAUUGAACCGCCGAAACGUGAAAGAAAAGCCAAUUAUGCUGUGGAUGCAUACUUUAGGGAAGCACUUCGUGUUAGUGAACCAAAAAUACCAAAAGCUCCUCGCCCACCAAAACAGCCAAAUGUUCAGGAUUUUCAGUUCUUUCCUCCAAGAUUGUUUGAGUUAUUGGAAAAGGAAAUUCUGUACUAUAGAAAAACAAUUGGUUACAAGGUCCCACGCAAUCCUGAUUUACCUAAUGCAGCCCAGGCACAAAAGGAGGAACAGUUAAAGAUUGAUGAAGCAGAGCCACUUAAUGAUGAGGAGCUUGAAGAAAAGGAAAAAUUGCUGACACAGGGCUUUACCAAUUGGAACAAAAGAGACUUUAACCAGUUUAUCAAAGCUAAUGAAAAAUGGGGACGAGAUGACAUUGAAAAUAUUGCUCGUGAAGUUGAAGGCAAAACUCCAGAUGAUGUAAUGGAGUAUUCAGCUGUCUUUUGGGAAAGAUGUAACGAACUUCAGGAUAUUGAAAAAAUAAUGGCUCAAAUAGAAAGAGGAGAAGCCCGCAUACAGAGGAGAAUAAGUAUCAAGAAAGCUCUGGAUACGAAGAUUGGUCGCUACAAAGCACCUUUUCAUCAGCUAAGGAUAUCAUAUGGCACAAAUAAAGGAAAGAACUACACAGAAGAGGAAGACCGAUUUUUAAUAUGCAUGCUACACAAACUUGGUUUUGAUAAAGAAAAUGUAUACGAUGAACUCAGGCAGUGUAUUCGUAACUCUCCACAAUUUAGAUUCGACUGGUUUCUGAAAUCAAGAACUGCAAUGGAACUGCAAAGAAGAUGUAAUACUUUAAUCACAUUGAUUGAACGGGAGAACUUAGAGUUAGAAGAGAAAGAGAAAGCAGAGAAAAAGAAACGUGGACCAAAGCCUUCUUCGGUAAGACUUUAA
This is a messenger RNA of Staurois parvus, 3059 nucleotides long. NCBI's taxonomy places the organism in Eukaryota, Metazoa, Chordata, Amphibia, Anura, Ranidae. The record is from the annotation of a GenBank genome assembly.